UACCAUCAGUCAACACUUGCAGUAGUUUCCAUCAGCUCCACUCGACCUUUACCUAAUUUCAAUAGCUGAAACAGCUUGUUCUGCUGACGACCUUUCCCCUGCAUUUCAGUACAGCAAGCCCCUGUACUGUCUACCACUAACACUAACAGAGAUGUAUUCCACCGGUGCUCUGAUUGUUGAGAGCAGUAAGCUGCUCCUCCCAGCACUGGUAGCCGCCUCACGUGUCGUAUCCAACGUCCUCUACAUUCCUCUAAACUAUGAAACCACACCUCCCGGCCAAACACUGAGCACAGCCUCACAACAGAUUCGUCGGAUAUAUUUGGAAGUGUCACAAACUAGCCCUCUACUAGACGUGCGCAUUCUCCUCCCAUCACCACUUGAGCGAUCACUAGGGCCAACCACACUACUGCAAUAUGGAGACCUGGACGUAGUUCUCAGCUCUCUACCUAACUUUGAGCAGGUGAGGAGCUCAGCCAGAUAUCAGCUGCUGGCUGAGCGGGUGAAGGGAGUGGGCCUGGAGGCACGCUACAAGCAUAUCAAGGUUGAUGAGUCCCCUACCAUAUCUAAUGAGGGAGCCCCUGCUAUUAAGGACUAUAACGAUGUAGUGCUUGGCGGUACAUUUGACAAUAUACACAACGGGCAUCGUCUACUCCUCACACAGAGUGCUCUAAUUACGCGACGAAGACUCCUAAUCGGAAUAUCGAGUGGAGCGUUACUAUCCUCAAAAAUCCUCCCAGAGCUCAUAAAACCAGCGCCCAAUCGGAUUGCAGACGUGCAGAUGUUUUUAUCGGAUAUACAGCCGGGGAUAGUCCACGAGGUAGUGAGUAUAACGGAUGUGUAUGGUCCGACUAUCACUGAUGAAGGGUUGGAAUGCGUAGUGGUCAGUCCUGAGACUGUGAGGGGGGCACAGAUGAUCAAUACUGAGCGGACACUGAAGGGUCUGAGGCCGCUAGCUGUCCACACUAUAGAGAUAGUGGACCGGCUCCCUUCAGGUGCCCCCACUCUAGCGCAGGAAGCUAAACUGAGUUCCUCUGAUAUACGGCGUGGGAUGAUGGGCAGUUAUAGACACACACACACACGCACAAAACCCUUCACCAGUGAAGAAACAUAUCUGAUUGGUCUGACUGGUGGUAUUGCCUCAGGCAAGUCAGCCAUUUUGAAACGGCUGAGCAAGAAAGGUGCCUACACUAUUGACUGUGACAAGCUUGGACACGAGGCAUACUGUGUCGGCAGCAUGGCUCAUACUAAGAUAGUCGAGACCUUUGGUGAAGGGGUUCUUGAUGACAAUGGAGGGAUCAACAGAAGAGUGCUCGGACCAAUAGUGUUUGCUGACAAGGCUAAAUUGGAGCAGCUUAAUCUGAUAGUUUGGCCAGAGAUAUGGUCCCAAGUGGAGCGGAGGAUAGAACAAGCCGUUGCCGAGGGUUACGCUGUGUGUGUCAUCGAUGCUGCAGUCAUGUUGAGUGCAGGCUGGGAGAAGAAUAUGCACGAAAUAUGGGUUGCCAUAGCACCCAAAAAAGACGUGGUUGCUAGGAUAAUGGAUCGAGAUGGGUUGAGUGAGGGGGCAGCACUCAGUCGUAUGGCUUCACAGCCGACCAAUGACGAGUACGUGCAACAAGCCAACGUUGUGUUCAGCACACAGUGGGAGCAAGACUACACUCAGAAACAGGUUGACAAAGCGUGGGAGGAGCUACUGACAAGAAUCCAGUCAGUGAACACAAAACCUGCAAACAGUCAACUCUAGUUAUAACCAAGGACAGACAGUGUGUGUUCUCCUGCUAUAUCUUACUGUGUGUUCUCCUGCUAUAUCUUACUGUGUGUUUAAUUAAUUACUAAAAUUAUGUUUCAACAGCAAUUAUUUGGCAAUGAUAA
This is a messenger RNA of Halichondria panicea, 1869 nucleotides long. Its product is annotated as bifunctional coenzyme A synthase-like. The transcript is spliced from 9 exons. Gene Ontology annotation, biological process: coenzyme A biosynthetic process. The record is from RefSeq and is a predicted model, not a curated record. Gene Ontology annotation, molecular function: ATP binding; dephospho-CoA kinase activity. Lineage: Eukaryota; Metazoa; Porifera; Demospongiae; Suberitida; Halichondriidae. Bases 152 to 1741 code for a protein of 529 amino acids.